Molecule: messenger RNA, 7101 nt
Organism: Grammomys surdaster
Lineage: Eukaryota; Metazoa; Chordata; Mammalia; Rodentia; Muridae
Gene: Kidins220
Product: kinase D interacting substrate 220
Exons: 29
Coding region: 169-5427 (1752 amino acids)
Molecular function (GO): protein binding
Source: RefSeq, a predicted model, not a curated record
AUGGCCGCCGGGCGUGGUACGGGCACUGUGCUAAUAGCUGCGCGGUCUUAACGUUGUAUCCUCUGGCAAGGUUUGCGGCGCUACGAGCGGGUUCUGCAGAGCCGAGGGCGCCGUCCUCGGCCAGGCCGUGACACGGUGAAUUAAAGUCGGCCUUAGAUUUCUGUGAAAAUGUCGGUUCUUAUAUCACAGAGUGUGAUAAACUAUGUGGAAGAAGAGAAUAUUCCUGCCCUGAAAGCUCUUCUUGAGAAGUGCAAAGAUGUGGAUGAGAGGAAUGAGUGUGGCCAGACGCCGUUGAUGAUAGCUGCUGAACAGGGCAAUGUGGAAAUAGUGAAAGAACUGAUUAAGAAUGGAGCCAACUGUAACCUGGAAGAUCUGGAUAACUGGACUGCACUUAUAUCGGCAUCUAAAGAGGGGCACGUCCACAUUGUGGAGGAGCUGCUGAAGAACGGAGCCAGCCUGGAGCACCGGGACAUGGGGGGAUGGACAGCUCUCAUGUGGGCAUGCUACAAAGGCAGGACGGAGGUUGUCGAGUUGCUUCUGUCUCAUGGUGCCAACCCAAGUGUCACUGGUUUGUACAGUGUCUACCCAAUCAUUUGGGCAGCAGGCAGAGGCCAUGCCGACAUAGUGCAUCUUCUGCUGCAGAAUGGUGCGAAAGUCAAUUGCUCUGACAAGUAUGGCACCACCCCUCUGGUUUGGGCUGCCCGGAAGGGUCAUUUGGAGUGUGUGAAGCAUUUGCUGGCCAUGGGAGCUGAUGUUGAUCAAGAAGGAGCUAAUUCGAUGACUGCACUUAUUGUGGCAGUGAAGGGAGGCUACACACAAUCAGUGAAAGAGAUUUUGAAAAGGAAUCCAAAUGUGAACCUAACUGACAAGGAUGGAAACACAGCCCUGAUGAUUGCAUCGAAGGAGGGACAUAUAGAGAUUGUGCAGGAUCUGCUGGACGCUGGAACAUACGUGAACAUACCUGACAGGAGUGGGGACACUGUAUUGAUCGGCGCUGUGAGAGGCGGUCACGUUGAAAUUGUUCGGGCACUUCUCCAAAAAUAUGCGGACAUAGACAUUAGAGGGCAGGACAACAAGACGGCGCUGUACUGGGCUGUUGAGAAGGGAAAUGCGACAAUGGUGAGGGAUAUCCUGCAGUGCAAUCCAGAUACGGAAAUAUGCACGAAGGAUGGCGAGACACCACUAAUAAAGGCCACCAAGAUGAGAAACAUUGAAGUGGUGGAGCUGCUGCUGGACAAGGGGGCUAGGGUGUCUGCUGUGGACAGGAAAGGUGACACUCCCCUGCAUGUUGCCAUCCGAGGGAGGAGCCGGAGACUGGCAGAACUUCUUUUAAGGAACCCCAAAGAUGGGCGGUUACUUUACAGGCCCAACAAAGCUGGCGAGACUCCGUACAACAUCGACUGCAGCCACCAGAAAAGCAUUUUAACUCAAAUAUUUGGAGCCAGACACUUGUCUCCCACGGAAACAGACGGUGACAUGCUUGGUUAUGAUUUGUAUAGCAGCGCCCUGGCAGACAUUCUCAGUGAGCCCACCAUGCAACCACCCAUCUGUGUGGGCUUGUAUGCACAGUGGGGAAGUGGGAAGUCGUUCUUACUCAAGAAACUAGAAGAUGAAAUGAAGACAUUUGCAGGACAGCAGAUCGAGCCCCUUUUCCAGUUCUCAUGGCUUAUAGUGUUCCUCACCCUGCUGCUGUGUGGCGGGCUCGGCCUAGUGUUUGCUUUUACAGUGGAUACAAACCUCGCCAUAGCAGUCUCACUGAGUCUCCUGGCUCUCCUAUAUAUAUUCUUCAUCGUCAUUUACUUUGGUGGACGGCAGGAAGGAGAGAGUUGGAACUGGGCCUGGGCUCUCAGUACCAGACUGGCAAGACACAUUGGGUACCUGGAGCUCCUCUUCAAACUGAUGUUUGUGAACCCACCUGAACUACCAGAGCAAACUACAAAGGCUUUGCCUGUGAGGUUCUUGUUUACAGAUUACAAUAGACUCUCCAGUGUGGGAGGAGAAACUUCCUUGGCUGAGAUGAUUGCGACCCUCUCCGAUGCAUGUGAGAGAGAAUUCGGCUUUUUGGCUACCCGGCUUUUUAGAGUAUUCAAGACUGAAGAUACUCAGGGUAAAAAGAAAUGGAAAAAAACAUGCUGUCUCCCAUCUUUUAUCAUCUUUCUUUUUAUUAUUGGCUGCAUUAUUGCUGGAAUUACUCUUUUGGCUAUAUUCAGAGUUGACCCAACACACCUGACGGUGAACGCGGUCCUCAUCUCCGUUGUGUCGGUCGUGGGGUUGGCCUUUGUGCUGAACUGUCGGACAUGGUGGCAAGUGCUGGACUCUCUCCUGAAUUCUCAGAGAAAGCGUCUCCAUAGUGCUGCCUCCAAAUUACACAAGCUGAAGAGUGAAGGAUUCAUGAAAGUCCUGAAGUGUGAGGUGGAGCUGAUGGCCAGGAUGGCCAAAACCAUUGACAGCUUCACUCAAAACCAGACGAGGCUGGUGGUUAUCAUUGACGGUCUGGAUGCCUGUGAGCAAGAUAAAGUCCUUCAGAUGCUGGACACUGUCCGAGUUCUGUUUUCAAAGGGCCCCUUUAUUGCCAUUUUUGCAAGUGAUCCACAUAUUAUUAUAAAGGCCAUCAACCAGAACCUGAAUAGUGUGCUUCGUGAUUCAAAUAUAAAUGGACACGACUAUAUGCGCAAUAUAGUUCAUUUACCAGUUUUCCUUAAUAGUCGUGGGCUUAGCAAUGCCAGAAAAUUUCUUGUAACUUCAGCAACAAAUGGGGACAUUUCGUGCUCAGAUACCACAGGAGUACAGGAGGAUGCUGACAGAAGAGUCUCACAGAACAGCCUUGGGGAGAUGACAAAGCUUGGUAGCAAAACAGCUCUCAACAGAAGGGAUACUUACCGCAGAAGACAGAUGCAGAGAACCAUCACGAGACAGAUGUCCUUCGAUCUCACAAAGCUGCUGGUCACUGAGGAUUGGUUCAGUGACAUCAGUCCUCAGACCAUGAGACGGUUACUCAAUAUUGUUUCUGUGACAGGACGGCUACUAAGAGCCAAUCAGAUUACUUUCAACUGGGACAGGCUAGCCAGCUGGAUCAACCUUACCGAGCAGUGGCCGUACCGGACAUCCUGGCUCAUACUGUAUCUGGAAGAGACUGAAGGUAUUCCUGACCAGAUGACGUUAAAGACCAUCUAUGAGAGAAUAUCAAAGAAUAUCCCAACAACUAAAGAUGUUGAGCCACUUCUUGAAAUUGAUGGAGAUAUAAGAAAUUUUGAAGUGUUUUUGUCUUCAAGGACUCCAGUUCUUGUGGCUCGAGAUGUAAAGACCUUUUUGCCGUGCACAGUAAACCUGGACCCCAAACUGCGGGAGAUCAUUGCCGAUGUUCGAGCUGCAAGAGAGCAGAUCAACAUAGGAGGCCUUGCGUAUCCUCCGCUCCCUCUACAUGAAGCCCCUCCUCGGCCACCUUCUGGGUACAGUCAGCCUGCAUCCGUCUGCUCCUCUUCAGCAUCUUUCAACGGGCCGUUCCCGGGCGGGGUUGUGUCCCCACAGCCUCACAGCAGCUAUUACAGCGGCUUGUCCGGACCCCAGCACCCCUUCUACAACAGGCCAUUCUUUGCCCCAUACCUUUACACGCCAAGGUAUUACCCUGGCGGUUCCCAACAUCUCAUCUCACGUUCAUCAGUAAAAACGAGUUUGCCCAGAGAUCAGAACAAUGGCCUAGCAUCCGUCCCUGCCACAGGCCCCUCACUGUUGCUGAGUUCCAUGACUGUGGAUGUCGUGUGUGAGAAACUGAGGCAGAUAGAAGGGCUGGACCAGAGCAUGCUGCCUCAGUAUUGCACAACAAUCAAAAAGGCAAACAUAAAUGGCCGGGUAUUGGCUCAGUGUAAUAUUGAUGAGCUGAAGAAAGAAAUGGCUAUGAACUUUGGAGACUGGCAUCUUUUCAGAAGCAUGAUCUUAGAAAUGAGAAGUGUGGAAAACCAGGUGGUCCCUGAAGACCCACGUUUUCUUAAUGAAAACUCCAGUGCCCCAGUUCCUCAUGGGGAACCUGCUCGCCGCUCUUCUCACAGUGAACUUCCCCACACGGAGCUUUCCAGCCAGACCCCCUAUACCCUGAACUUCAGCUUUGAAGAACUGAACACACUUGGCCUAGAUGAGGUAGCCCCACGGCACAGCAAUCUGAGUUGGCAGUCACAAACUCGCAGAACCCCAAGUCUCUCGAGUCUCAAUUCCCAGGACUCCAGUAUUGAAAUUUCAAAGCUUACUGAUAAGGUGCAGGCUGAGUACAGAGAUGCCUAUAGAGAGUACAUUGCUCAGAUGUCCCAGUUAGAAGGGGGCACAGGGUCGUCAACAAUAAGCGGCAGAUCUUCUCCACACAGCACAUACUACAUAGGUCAGAGUUCUUCAGGGGGCUCCAUUCAUUCUAAUCUAGAACAGGAAAGGGGGAAGGAGAGUGAGCUAAAGCAGGAGGAUGGGCGGAAGUCAUUUUUAAUGAAGAGGGGGGAUGUCAUAGAUUACUCCUCAUCAGGGGUGUCCACUAAUGAGGCCUCACCCCUGGACCCCAUUACUGAAGAAGAUGAGAAAUCUGACCAGUCAGGUAGUAAGCUACUGCCAGGCAGGAAAUCCUCAGAACGGCCCAGUCUCUUCCAGACAGACUUGAAGCUUAAGGGAAGUGGUCUGCGCUAUCAGAAACUGCCCAGUGAUGAAGAUGAGUCUGGUACAGAAGAGUCAGAUAAUACCCCACUGCUCAAAGAUGAUAAGGAUAAAAAGGCUGAAGGCAAAGCAGAGAGAGUGGCCAAGUCUCCAGAGCACAGUGCCGAGCCUAUCAGAACAUUCAUUAAAGCAAAAGAAUAUUUGUCAGAUGCCCUCCUUGACAAAAAAGAUUCCUCAGAUUCAGGCGUGAGAUCCAAUGAGAGUUCUCCCAACCACUCUCUCCACAAUGAGGCGGCAGAUGACUCCCGACUGGAAAAGGCAAAUCUCAUUGAGCUUGAAGACGAGGGCCACAGUGGGAAGCGGGGGAUGCCACACAGUCUGAGUGGCCUGCAGGAUCCAAUUAUAGCUCGGAUGUCCAUUUGCUCGGAAGACAAGAAAAGCCCUUCCGAGUGCAGCCUGAUCGCUAGCAGCCCUGAAGAAAGCUGGCCUGCAUGCCAGAAGGCCUACAAUCUAAACCGAACGCCCAGCACUGUGACUCUGAACAACAACACUGCACCCACUAACAGAGCCAACCAGAACUUUGACGAGAUAGAGGGAGUCAGGGAGACGUCCCAGGUCAUUCUGAGGCCUGGGCCCAGUCCCAACCCAACUGCUGUGCAGAAUGAAAACCUGAAGAGCAUGCCGCACAGGCGAAGCCAGCGUUCCAGUUACACAAGGCUCUCGAAAGAUGCGUCGGAGCUGCAUCCAGCCUCCUCAGAUAGCACGGGCUUUGGAGAAGAGAGAGAAAGCAUUCUCUGAGGAAAAGACAAGUGAAGUAGCGUUGUCCUGCCCGAGGACAAGAGUGUCAUAGACUCUGAGCUGACCCAUCCCCAUUAUUCAUCACAGACACCUGACAGGUGGUCAGGCACGUGGGGAAGCGAGAGGACGGUCACCAGUCAUCUCCAUUGUCACCAUCAUCACGGGCACUUUAACGUCUCACUACCAUUGUUCUGCCCUUUCUUGGCACACAGCUAUGCAGAGUGAUAAGAACAGGCUGAAUACAUAAAUAGGUCAGAAGUAUAUUUAAAGUUGAAAGGGCUUAUAUCACAGGGAAAACGUCUAGAGAUCUCCUUUAUAAACUAGUCAUGUAACAUUUGAGGGAAGAUAUAGUGUUAGAUGAAGCAGAAACCAGUUUCGCUGUUAGUGUUUAAUCUUGAGGCAGAUUUAUAGGUUUUAGAGUAGCUCAGAGACUAAAAGUGAAUACGUAGCAAAUGGAUACCGAGUGUUCUGUAUAAGAAUCAUUGCUUUUAAGAGGUCUUAAAAUUUAAGUAGAAAAUACUAAAGAGGGCGAUAAACGUUGAUGAGAAGGUGAGUUAGCAGAACCAACGCAGUGGCCUGGGCCGUGUUGAACGUUAGCAGAGAAGGUGAAGAAGGACAGUAUAUUCCUGGAUACUCUGUCCAGACCCAGGCCUGGCUUCCAACACCAUCCACCUGUGCCCUUACAACCGUCUUAGUCUGUUCUGCAACUCUUAAGUAAUACACCUAACUUAGCUCAUGGCUAAAGAAAAAAAAUUUUUUAGUGGUACUAUGAUUAAACUCAGGACCUCACAAAUCUAAAUUCUGUAUUGAUUAGCUACAUCCCCAGCCCCAGGCAUGAGUCCUUCCUCCAGAUACUUGGGAAGACAUGGGUAUAAGAGUCCAGUAAGCUCUUAGUGAAGGUGUUGGGGAGUUAUUCCGUUAAAGGAGUUAGAGACAGUGACACUAGACAAAUGACAGUAUUUAGUUUGCUAACAUUAAAUCACUGCCUUCUGUAUUGCAAUAGUUAAUGUAUCUGUUCCUAAAUCAGCAUUUUAGUUCUGGGGAGAAAUUAUAAAAAACGGAGUCAUGGUUUUAAAAAGGAAUUUGAAAGCAUACAACAAAACAAAGACUGAGUCAGAGCUGGUGUGAUCAUGGCACUUUGGAUUAUUCUUAGCAAAGCUAGGAGAAUGACCACAUACAUUUAAGUAUCAUGUAGGCUAGAGGUGUGCCUGCAUCAUCAUGCAUUGAGACUGUUUUGUCAUUUGAUCAUAGCGUGUUUGAGUAGAUCGGUUCUAGCGGUGUGUCCUGAGCAUGAGUAGGACGGUAGACGGUGGUGUUGCAGGCUUAGUGCUCGUUGAGGUGUCCAUCACUGGACUGUGUGUUCACUUGACACUGUGCUGGCAGCUGCUCUGUGUUUCACUGCCUUGCUGUUUGAGUGUAAUUAAGCAUUUUCAUGAAGUGCAUAUGUUGCAUGAUCUUUAACAGGUAUUUUUAAACAUGAAAACAGCACGAUGUUACUGAUAGUAUGCAUUAGUAGUAUGCAAUGUCAUGUAAUGGGUACUGAGAGGCAGUUUGGGUUCUCUCCAGGUGAGUAGUUACAGCUCACAGUUCUUUAUUCACUGUCUGUGAAGUCAAUGCUGGAGUGCCAAGUGCACACAGAGACUAGGAACAAUAAAGAGUUGCAUGCCAUCCUGA